AUGGAAGGUCCUCGCUCAGACGUGGGCCGCUGGGGUGGGAACCCCUGGCAGCCCCCUACCACGCCGUCGCCAGAGCCGGAGCCAGAGCCAGACAGACGCUCGCGUUCCCGCCGAGGAGGAGGAGGUCGCUCCUUCUGGGCUCGCUGCUGCAGCUGUUGUUCCUGCGGGAACAGAGCUGAUGAUGACUGGGGGCCUGAGCCUUCUGGCUCCAGAAGCCGGGGGUCCAGCUCUCGGGGUGGCCGGAGACCUGAGUCUCGGGGCAGCGCUGUGAACGCAGCUGGAGAUGGCACCAUCCGAGAGGGAAUGCUGGUCGUGACUGGCGUGGAUCUGCUGUGCUCACGCUCGGACCAGAACCGCCGAGAGCACCACACGGAUGAGUUUGAGUAUGAUGAGCUGAUUGUGCGCCGUGGGCAGCCCUUCCACAUGGUCCUCAUCCUGAACCGAGAAUAUGAGUCCUCUGAUCGCAUUGCUCUGGAGCUGCUCAUUGGAAACAGUCCCGAGGUGGGCAAGGGUACCCACGUGAUCAUCCCGGUGGGCAAGGGGGGCAGCGACGGCUGGAAGGCCCAAGUGACCAAGGCCAGUGGACACAACCUCAACCUCCGCGUCCAUACCUCCCCUAAUGCCAUCAUCGGCAAAUUUCAAUUCACUGUCCGCACACGCUCAGAAGCUGGAGAGUUCCAGUUGCCCUUUGACCCUCGCAAUGAGAUCUACAUCCUUUUCAACCCCUGGUGCCCAGAGGACUUGGUGUACGUGGACCAUGAAGACUGGCGGCAAGAAUAUGUGCUUAACGAGUCUGGACGAAUCUACUAUGGAACAGAAGCACAGAUUGGUGAACGGACCUGGAAUUAUGGCCAGUUUGAUCACGGGGUGCUGGAUGCCUGUCUGUACAUCCUGGAUCGGCGAGGGAUGCCCUAUGGAGGUCGUGGGGACCCAGUCAGUGUCUGCCGGGUCAUCUCUGCCAUGGUGAACUCCCUGGAUGACAAUGGAGUCCUGAUUGGGAACUGGACUGGCGAUUACUCUCGAGGCACCAACCCCUCAGCGUGGGUGGGCAGCGUGGAGAUCCUGCUUAGCUACCUGCGCACUGGUUAUUCUGUCCCCUAUGGCCAGUGCUGGGUCUUUGCUGGUGUCACCACCACAGUGCUGCGAUGCCUGGGCCUCGCGACCCGAACUGUCACCAACUUCAACUCUGCCCACGACACAGACACGUCCCUCACUAUGGACAUCUACUUUGAUGAAAACAUGAAGCCACUUGAGCAUCUGAACCAUGAUUCUGUUUGGAACUUCCAUGUGUGGAAUGACUGCUGGAUGAAGAGGCCAGACCUGCCCUCAGGCUUUGAUGGGUGGCAGGUUGUGGAUGCCACACCCCAGGAGACCAGCAGUGGCAUCUUCUGCUGUGGCCCCUGCUCGGUGGAGUCCAUCAAGAAUGGCUUAGUCUACAUGAAGUAUGACACACCCUUCAUUUUUGCCGAGGUGAAUAGUGACAAGGUAUACUGGCAGCGGCAGGAUGAUGGCAGCUUCAAGAUCGUGUACGUGGAGGAAAAAGCCAUCGGCACACUCAUUGUCACAAAGGCAAUCAGCUCCAACAUGCGCGAGGACAUCACCCACACCUAUAAGCACCCAGAAGGCUCAGAAGCAGAGCGGAGAGCUGUGGAGAAGGCUGCUGCCCAUGGCAGCAAACCCAAUGUGUACGCCACCCGGGACUCUGCUGAGGACGUGGCCAUGCAGGUGGAGGCCCAGGACGCUGUGAUGGGACAGGAUCUGACAGUCUCUGUGGUGCUGACCAAUCGUGGCAGUAGCCGCCGCACUGUGAAGCUACACCUCUACCUCUCUGUCACCUACUACACUGGUGUCACUGGGUCUACCUUCAAGGAGACCAAGAAGGAAGUGGCAUUGGCCCCAGGAGCCUCGGACUCUGUGACCAUGCCUGUGGCCUACAAGGAAUACAGGCCCCACCUUGUGGACCAGGGGGCAAUGCUGCUCAAUGUCUCAGGCCAUGUCAAGGAGAGUGGGCAGGUACUAGCCAAGCAGCACACCUUCCGUUUGCGCACCCCAGACCUCUCUCUUACGUUACUGGGAGCAGCAGUAGUUGGCCAGGAAUGUGAAGUACAGAUCGUGUUCAAGAACCCCCUGCCCGUCACCCUCACCAACGUUGUCUUCCGGCUCGAAGGUUCUGGGUUACAGAGACCCAAGGUCCUCAACGUUGGGGACAUCGGGGGUAAUGAGACAGUCACGCUGCGCCAGACAUUUGUGCCUGUGCGACCAGGCCCCCGCCAGCUCAUUGCCAGCCUGGACAGCCCACAGCUCUCCCAAGUACAUGGUGUCAUCCAAGUGGACGUGGCCCCAGCCUCUGGAGGUGGAGUUUUCUCAGAUGCUGGAGGUGACAGUCGCUUGGAGGAAAGCAUACCUAUGGCGUCUCGAGGUGGAGCUUAGCCCCGGGCCAGGAGCAAUGAGACUGGAAUCAGAUGAAUAAGGACAUUGCCCCAACAUGGGGGACCACCACAA
Peromyscus eremicus (cactus mouse) is the source of this 2502-nucleotide messenger RNA. It is a transcript of the gene Tgm1, whose product is annotated as transglutaminase 1. The record is from RefSeq and is a predicted model, not a curated record. The transcript is spliced from 14 exons. Gene Ontology annotation, molecular function: protein-glutamine gamma-glutamyltransferase activity. NCBI's taxonomy places the organism in Eukaryota, Metazoa, Chordata, Mammalia, Rodentia, Cricetidae. Gene Ontology annotation, biological process: peptide cross-linking. Bases 1 to 2430 code for a protein of 809 amino acids.